Molecule: messenger RNA, 3630 nt
Organism: Anguilla anguilla (European eel)
Lineage: Eukaryota; Metazoa; Chordata; Actinopteri; Anguilliformes; Anguillidae
Product: glutamine-rich protein 1-like
Exons: 12
Coding region: 82-2373 (763 amino acids)
Source: RefSeq, a predicted model, not a curated record
GCGAAGAUAAGCAAACACGUCAACGAAGCUGCUGUCCAGGUUAUCUGUGAAGAUUCCCCCCUGUGGGAGGUGAGGACUGCCAUGAACAACUCUCUGGAGAACACUGUCUCAUUUGAAGAAUAUGUGCGUCUGAAAGCACGCAGUGUGCCACAGCACCGCAUGAAGGAGUUCCUGGAGUCGCUGGCUAAUAAGGGCCCUGAGGCACUGCAAGAGUUCCAGCAGGGUUCCACAACCAUGGUGUAUCAGCAGGGAACCAACUGCAUCUACACCGACAGCACAGAGGUUGCGGGGUCCCUCCUCGAGCUGGCCUGCCCGGUGCAAGUGCAGGUCCAACAGUCACCUCAGCAGCAGCAGCAACAACAACAGCAGCAGCAGGUGACAUCAGCACAGCUCUCCCCCCAGCUAACAGCGGCAGUGCACCAGGCCUCUGAGCAGCAGAUACAAGUGCAGGUGCAGAUCCAGGGGCAGCAGCAGCCCCAGACAGUGGGGCAGGUUCUGCAGGUGCCCAGCCCCUCCCAGCAGCAGCAGCAGCAGCUGUCCAGCUCUCAGCUCCAGGCAGUGGCUACAGCUGCGCAGCUGGUGCAGCAUGGAGAGAUCUCUGAGGAACAGCUGCAGCAGCACCAGCAGAUCCAGGCUCAGCUGGUGGCAGCAGUGGCUGGCGGGCAGCAGAUCCAGAUCCAGACAGUGGGGGCGCUGUCCCCCCAGCAGCAGCAGCAGGGCUCCCCGCGGGAGGGCGAGAGGCGAGCGGUGGCCACCAGCGGAGUCCUGCAGCCGGCCAAGAAGCGCAAGGUGGACAUGCCCAUCACAGUGUCCUACGCCAUCCCGGGCCAGCAGCUGGCCACCGUGCUGGCCAUCCCACAGGGCGGCCAGCAGCAGAGCUACCUGUCGCUGCGGCCCGACCUGCUGACAGUGGACAGCACGCACCUGUACAGCGCCACGGGCACCAUCACCAGCCCCACGGGCGAGACCUGGACCAUCCCGGUGUACUCGGCGCAGACGCGGGGCGACCUGCAGCAGCAGAACAUCACACACAUCGCCAUCCCGCAGGAGGCCUACGGCGCCGUGCACGUCGCCGGCUCGCCCACCGACGACAAGGACAAGAUGGCGGGCAAGAUCGCCGUCAGCUCUGCGUCCGUCGCCCCCUCCACCGUGGUGGCCUCCACAGCCGCGGCCACGCCCAUCUCGGCCGCCACCCAGGAGGAGGUGGUGCAGACCCUGGCCAACACGCUGUUCCCCGCGCAGUUCAUGAACGGGAACAUCCACAUCCCUGUGGCCGUGCAGGCGGUGGCCGGGGCGUAUCCCAACGCCACGCAGUCUGUACACAUCUGGGACCCCCAGCAGCAGGUGGUCCACACCCAGGGAGGCAGCGGGCAGGAACAGCAGCUGCAGGGUCAGACGGUGCAGGUGGCAGAGGUGGAGUCCCAGCCACAGGCCGCUCCUACCCUGCUGCUGCCCAACACCCUCAAACCUGAAGAGGGUCUGGAGGUGUGGCGCCUCUGGGCACAGGGCAAGAACGCCGAGCUGGAGAAGGAUACCCAGACCAAGCUGGCACCCAUUGGCCGACGGCAGCCCCUGCGUUUCCAGGAGGACCUGGUGUCAUGUGCAGUGGCAGAGCUGAACAUUGGUCUGUCUAUGAUGACCCAGGAAGCUCGUGGGCUGGAAGGAGAACCAUUUGAGGCCGACGUGAUCUACUACGUCUUUCUCUGUAUACAAAAGUACCUGUUUGAGAACGGCCGAGUGGAUGACAUCUUCUCAGACCCGUAUUACACGCGCUUCUCCCAGUGGCUGCACCGGGUGCUGGAUGUCUGGAAGCCUAGUGUACACCCGCUGGGUUAUGUCAUUCCAAGUCACGUGACAGAAGAGAUGCUGUGGGAGUGCAAACAGCUGGGGGCCCACUCUCCCUCCACAUUACUCACCACCCUCAUGUUCUUCAACACCAAGUACUUCCAGCUGAAGACUGUGGAGCAACACAUGAAGGUGGCCUUCUCUAAGAUGCUGCGACACACUAAGAAGAACCCGUCCAACCCCAAGGACAAGAGCACGAGCAUCCGCUACCUGAAGGGUGUGGGGCUGCAGCAUGUGGGGCAGAAAGUGACAGAUGAUAUGUAUGCAGAGCAGGCCGAGCACCCUGAGAACCCUCUGCGCUGCCCCAUCAAGCUCUAUGACUUCUACCUCUUCAAGUGCCCCCAGAGUGUGAAGGGACGGAAUGACACCUUUUAUCUUACGCCUGAGCCUGUUGUGGCCCCCAACAGUCCCAUCUGGUACUCCACCCAACCAAUCACGCGCGAGCAACUGGAGCACAUGCUGACACGCAUCCUCAUGGUGCGAGAGAUCCAAGAGGCCAUCUCCAUGGUAGCAGGGAACAUGCAAUAGGGGAGAGAAGUGGUCUGAGUGAGAGGGGCUGACAUGGACCAUUCAUUCUUUCUCUUUUUCUCUCUCUCCCCUGCUGUCCCCCAAACAUCUUUUUGUCUUCUCCAGAGAGAAACCGAGGAGACAGACAUAUAUACACGUAUACAUUACCCUCCGAACUGCCAAGCGCCAAAUUAGCUUCUCUCACUGAGAAACACAAAGAACAGUUCUUUUUGGUUUUUUCCAAGUUGUAUCUUUUUUUAAAAUAAUAAAUUCUUAUAUUUUCUUUAGUUUUACAAGCAAGCCUUGUCAGAGAGUACUUGGGGGUAACAUGCUCUGCCAGGAGUGCAGGGCCUGUAUAAACCCAGCCCGUCUGCAUCCUUCAGGGAGAGUCGAGGGGCACUUACCUGAAAAUUUGCUGUUUGAUUAUUUUUUCCCCUUCCAAAAUUGUCCUCGUUUAUUAAUUUAACAUGGAGACUUGUUGACUGACCACAGUAUGAGCAAAGCUCGGUGUCUCUGUCCUACUCUAAGACCUUCUUACCUUCUCUGGUUUUUCUUUCUCUGGCUUCUUGCUCCUUACCUUCCCCUCUCCCUAUCCCGUGCUAUCAACUUUCUUCUUUUCAUCCUCUCUUUCUUUGUCUCUACCCUUUUCUUUCCAUUUCUGAAGACCACACCGUCGUACCAGGCUACAGAGGAAGGAGAACCCAGCCAAGUGUGCCUGGCUCUGCCCACACAGAUAGGUGGACAAACGGGAGUAUGGUCCCAGGUGGGGCAGAAAUCCUGUUUAAGCGCUAGUGAGCUGAAUGGAACUGUUGAGAAAAGGGAAUGGUGCUCUCAAGGAUCUCUUUGGCUAGAGCAAGGACAGUGGCUUCAGUUCAAGAACUUUUUUGGGUACAAGAAAUGGACAGUCACAUCUGCGGAAAACACUAGGGGGGCACUGUCUUUCACUUGUGAUCAUUUAUACAAGAAAAAUUUAAAAAUGAUAUGAAAUCUAAGGACUCACUGCAGUUUUUCCCCUGUUCCCAACUGGCCCAGCACCCUGCCAAGAGCCUGCGACAUCCCAGAAGCCAGUCUGGCAAUGGGCUGGGCUGCCGAACUGCAUUGUAACAUAAACACACUUGUAUUAUAUAUGAUAAAAAAACACACAAGACCACUCUUUUUUUUUUUUCCUUGUUUUUAUUUUUUCCAUCUAUAUCUAUUGUAUGUAUUGGUAUUGUAGUCGUUUAUGGAGAAUGGCGACGCACGUGCUUUCAAACAUGCCUUUUGUACAGUGAGCCCCUU